This is a messenger RNA of Cetraspora pellucida, 1050 nucleotides long. Lineage: Eukaryota; Fungi; Glomeromycota; Glomeromycetes; Diversisporales; Gigasporaceae. The record is from the annotation of a GenBank genome assembly.
AUGACAGAAAGUAUUAUGACAGAUAUACUUGACUUUGAUGUAGAAUUGAAGCCACUUUCCUUUGACAAUAUUAGCUUUAAUAAAGCAUAUGAGUUUGCAGAAGCAGAAGAAGAAGAGGAUAUUAAUAUUUUAAGAGAAAAUAAUGAUACCAAUAUUGACAUAAAUAGUAAUAACAUAGCAGCACUUGAUUCAGAAUUUGAGUUGAAUGAUAAAAAUAAGUAUCUUAUUCAAGAUACUAUUAAUCAUGUAAAUCUUAAUGAUUCUCAUGAAAUCAAUCAAUUACUUUUUGGAACUUCAGUUUUUACAAAUAAUCUUCUUGAGGUUUAUGAAACAACAUUUCAAAAUUUUUUACUGUUAGAUACUAAGAAUUGGGAUGUAAAUAGCAUUUUAAAUAAAAUUGUUAAAAAUGUUCCAAUUGGAUGUCAAGUGCCAUCUUUCAAAGUUGUAAUACUUAGUCUUAAAGAAAAUCUAAACUGUGAUAAAAACAUUAUUGCCAAUAUGGCUUCAAAGCUUGGAGUUCAAUUUUUAGAUAAGCUUAAAAGUGUUAUAGACUAUUUAGCUACUUGUAAAGUUUUAGAAUUAAUCUGGAUUGCUAUUAGUAUCACAAUUUGUAAAUAUUUGAGAUAUGAUUACUUUUAUAAAAAAAAGAGCCACAAUAUCAAGAAAAGAAGUUUUAUAGAAUUUGCAAACAAAUUAUUUAUUGCACUUACUCUGCCAGAUGCAAAAACUUAUGAAAUUUUUAUGUAUAUUUCAGAAAUGACACCAGUAGAAUUUUCUGAUAUAUUUACAUGCUAUGACCUUGGAAUAGCUUGUCUCAAAGAAAUUCUGCAACAAGAUGUAUACAAAAUUGAACCAAGAAACACAAAAGGUUACAAAAAAUGCAAUGUAGUAAUGCACAAUAAUGAUACAACUGACAAAUUAUAUGAACAAACAGAUGUUAAACACCAACAUAGAGUUACAAAUAAUAAUGAAAAAAUACUUCUUGAAGAAUUACUUAAAUUUGAUAUCUUUCCUGAAGACAAAGCUAUUGAAAUGUUAGAAAAAAUUUAA